Molecule: messenger RNA, 3386 nt
Organism: Portunus trituberculatus (swimming crab)
Lineage: Eukaryota; Metazoa; Arthropoda; Malacostraca; Decapoda; Portunidae
Product: centrosomal protein of 89 kDa-like
Exons: 13
Coding region: 1627-3171 (514 amino acids)
Biological process (GO): chemical synaptic transmission; mitochondrion organization; cilium assembly
Cellular component (GO): ciliary transition fiber; centriole
Source: RefSeq, a predicted model, not a curated record
GAGACCCAAUUCUACUAAUGUGUAUUACCACGACCACUAUGUUUCAUGAUUUAGUUAAGAAACACGACAUUUACGUGAAACUUUCGGAGCGGACAUGAGCAUCGUCCCAUCGGAGGUGGAGGGCUGACCGAUUUUUGACCAAUAAACUAGUAAACAGUGAACAUUUCUCACUGAAAAUAUGCCUGGAGCAGCAUGAAUCAUCCUUUUCUCUAGCCUACCAAAAGAAAUGUGUAACUCGCUGUAUUUAUUAUAAAAAGUGAAAGUUAGUAUGUCGGUGUCGUGCGGAACUGUGCCUGUCGGAGCUAUUUGGAGGUUUCAAACAUUCAAUAAAUUAUACAUUACAAGACUACUGGCGAUGUGUUAUAUACGCUAAUAAUGACAAUUGAUGAUCGUGCUUACUGUAGCUGAGAUAUCAGCCCCAUAGAUCCUUCUAUAUACGAGUUUGAGCAAAGAUAACAGAGGGGUGUGAAACCCAGGGGAAAUUUUCGCAUGGAGGGAAAAUUUCGCACUCAACAACAACAUACCAACUUGAGUGUCAGUGCAACCAAUCCUUUUCCACCAAAAAUUUCCUCAGACUGAUGGCACCUGAUUGAUGGCUUAAUAAGCUAUGUCAUUUCUGUCGCAAAUUAUUUUUUUCCAUGUUAUGACUUUUUUUUUCAACUAUCCACAACUUACGCCCAUUGAUUGAUUGCAUAAUAGGCUAUGCCUUAGCUUUAUGUCGCAUAUAUAUUUUUUUAAAUUAUGACUUUUUUUAAUUACCUACAACUCCUUUGAAUCCCACAUGUCCAUUGAGUCGCCAGCAAUUAUUACGGAUUCUGUGCUAUCAUCAGAUAAUUUUUCCAUUUCUUUCCUUUUCUUAUUUCUCUCCAUGUCAUUUAGUUCCAUCUGCCAUCCAUCUAUUUUUCCUCUUACAUAUAGUAUAUCUUUAUUUUUUGUCUCAACUUUAUUUAGAAUUAUACCUUGAUUUUCCAUAUAAACAUUCAUCAAUCUUCCAUCUUUCCUGUCCUCUGGUUCUCUCUCUCUCUCUCUCUCUCUCUCUCUCUCUCUCUCCGAAUGUUAACACUUUUCUGGCUUGGGGAAAUUCCCUAAAUCGUAACAUUGUUUUGACAUUCAACCAGGUUCCAACUAGUACUCUUGACUUAGGCACGCUUGAGUUGAUUCAUGCUCGAUUUGUCCUUAAACCCUAACAAUAACUCGAUGUUCACCCGCACCGCCUCAGCCUUUCUCCCGACUCACAUUGCCCCUUGUGUUUUACUCUAUCCUUGAGAUUAGAGAGCGUUUCUUGCUGCAAUGCCCACGCUUGCCCUCCCACCGGGCUAUCCUCUGAUUACAACUCUAGACGUCACCAUCAUCGACUUGCAAACACUACUCGCCGCAGUAGGUGUUGUUCCCUACAAACAAGUCUCUGUCAUUCAUCCCACCUGCGUAUUCCUAAAGAAGACAGAGUAACUACAACGCAUGUGAUACCUUCAUAAGUCUCCGCCAGGGCUCGUAUGAUCCCCAAGGCAUCGUCACAGCCUGACACCAACAUCAAGACAAUCCAAAAUGAGCGAUGCGAUUGCCUGAAACUGAGAGUGAGAGUUGCCGCAUACUAGGAACAGAGUGUGCCACAUUAGUAGAAGAGACAUGGCUGAAGUAGAGCAGGCAGCCGUGGUUGCCCGGAUGGAGCACCUGUAUCGAGAAUACAACAAGCUAUCUCAUUUCCUCAGGGGACACCAUGUUGCGUCUGAAGAUGUUGAUGGUGAAAUCCAUGAUACUGCAGAUAUUGUAUCAAUUGAUACAUCAAAACAUCAAGUUAAGAAUUUGAGGAAGCAAGUUCAAGAUCUGACCUCUGAUAAGAGCAUACUAGAGAAAUUAUUACAGCAACACAAGAAUGAAAGUAUUAAGCAAAUUGAAAAACUGAAAAGGGAGGUUGGUGACUUGAGGGAUGACACAGAUGUUUUGAAGGAUAUACUGAAAAGGCUGAAUGAAGAACUGAAUAGGUAUCACAUAAAAUAUGGAAAGCUUCCACCAGUAGAAACUGUACCAAGUAAAAAGGAAAUUAGUCAUUCCAGUUUGUACAAGCUCUCUGGGUUGCUGCAAGCUUAUGAUGAAUUGUUACUAGAAAGGGACACCACCAUCAGAAACAAUAAUGAAAAGCUGGGAGAUUUCAUGGUGCAGGUAGAUUCCAUCACUGCUGAGAAUGAGAAGCUCCAUGCACGUCUGGAGAAGUUGCAAUCACAGGUUCCAUUGGGAACAGAAGAGGCAGAAAUGGUUGCAGCAGAUGCCAGAUUGCUGUUGGAAGAACGAGAACUUUUAGUGGAAGAGUUGCAGCAACAAAAGCAGCAUAACAAGCAAGUUGAUGCUCAACAACAACACCAAUUACAAGCUUUGAAACAUAAAAUUGAGGAGUAUGAACUUCAAAACCACAGUUUGAGUUAUGAACUUGGUACUUGGAAAACAAAGUGCAUGCAGCUGGAAAAAAAGUGUAACUCCCUUCAUGACCAACUUCAAGGCUCAGUUCCACAGCAGGAACAUCAUAUGGCAGUGAAGGAGUGUCAAAGAUUAUUUGAAGAGCUGCGCAAAGCUUACAAACAAGAUUCUGGAAAUAUGAAAGGAAAGAUUCAUGCAGUUAGAAGUGAGAAACAGAACUUAGCUGAGAAACUUAUUGAUACAUCUGCCUGCCUUCAUAGACUACGAGGUCAAGUCUCAGGAUUAAAAGGAUCUCUAAGGAAGUGUGAAAGUCAUAUAAACCACAAGAAGAGUUCUCUGAAAGCUUUGCAGGUCACUGCUCGCCUCACCAACACACGCCUCAAGGCUCUUGCUUCAAUCUGCAGUGAGCUGCUUGAAGACCGGGAAAAACUGUUGGAUGCUGUAAUGAUUUACAAGAAAGAAAAAGAACAACUUUGCAAGGAAGUGACUUUACGUAGUGCGGCUGUAGGAGCACUCUCACAGAAACUAAAGGAGGAGCACCUUGUGUGGAGUGGUCGAGUGGCAGAGAGGGAUGGCGCCAUGAAGGCAGCCAGAGCAGCAUGGAAACGCUCUGCUAGAGAGUCUUCGCACCUACGGAGUCUGUUGGCCACAAAGGACAAUACAAUUGCUUCCCUCAUUUCAGACUACAAGUUAUUCGGACUCACUACUAAUGAAGUCAGACAUUAUCACCAUCCUAUUCCACACCAACCUAAAUUGUAGGCUAGAAAUUAUGAAACAAAAUUGUUUGUACACAUUCCACAAGUGAUAAGAUAAUUAAGUUAUUGGGACUCACUAUUAAGGAAGUCAGACAUCAUCACUAUUCUAUUCCACAUCAACUGUCUGGAAAGUUACCUAGAUUGUAGACUAGAAAUUAUGAUACAAAAUUAUUUGUACACAUUCCACAAAUGACAAAAUAAUAAAGUAAGUAUUGCACU